Penaeus vannamei (Pacific white shrimp) is the source of this 1044-nucleotide messenger RNA. Lineage: Eukaryota; Metazoa; Arthropoda; Malacostraca; Decapoda; Penaeidae. The record is from RefSeq and is a predicted model, not a curated record.
GAUGCCCUCCGUGUCAGGCCAGAGCGCGGGGUCGUCCUCCUCCUCGCGGAGCCUCAUCUACCAAUUCGUCAACUGCCGCUUGGUUCGAGGGGGACAGAUCGUCAAGGACGACUUCUGGUUCAGGGGCGGCAGGAUCCUGAACCCCGAGCCCGUUUUCUUCGAGGAGAAGGUCCGGGCUGACGUGAGGGUCGACUGCCACGACGCCCUCAUCUGCCCGGGCUUCGUCGACGUGCAGGUGAACGGAGGUUUCGGCUACGACUUCUCGUCAGACGCAGACCGCCUGGAGGAGGCCGUGUCCUCCGUCUCCCGUGGAGUCCUGGCCACUGGCGUCACCUCCUUCUGCCCGACGCUCGUCACCUCGCCCGAUUCCGUCUACCACAAGAUUAUGCCACGUAUAGAAAGAACGGAUGGCGGCAAAGAAGGCGCAGGCAUCUUGGGCGUUCACCUUGAGGGUCCCUUCAUCAGCCCGGAGAAGAAAGGAGCCCAUCCACUCAACUACAUACAGAAUCUUGACCAGGGUUUCAGUAAGUUAGAGUCAACUUAUGGACGCCUCGAUAACACUUCUGUAGUUACCAUAGCUCCGGAGCUUACAGGAGCCAAGGAAGUCAUAAGGGAACUCUCAGACCGGGGCAUUGUUGUAAGUGUAGGUCAUUCUAAUGGCAACCUCGAAGAUGGUGAGGCAGCAGUAAACAGCGGUGCUUCUUUUAUCACUCAUCUAUUUAAUGCCAUGCUGCCUUUUCAUCAUCGUGAUCCUGGACUUGUUGGUUUGCUAACAAGUAGAAAAAUUAACCAGCCUGUCUUCUACGGCAUCAUAGCUGAUGGAAUUCACACUCAUCCUGCUGCUCUUCGUAUUGCCCACAGAACGCAUGCUAAAGGCCUUGUGCUAGUGUCAGAUGGUAUGGCAGCCAUGGGUCUUGGUGAUGGAGAGCACCACAUAGGUCAAAUGAUGGUGAAGGUCCAAGGUAGACGUGCUGUACUGGCCGGCACAAACACUCUAGCGGGUUCUGUGGCCACAAUGGAUGAGUGUGUCAGAGUUUUCAUUAA